Molecule: messenger RNA, 234 nt
Organism: Linum tenue
Lineage: Eukaryota; Viridiplantae; Streptophyta; Magnoliopsida; Malpighiales; Linaceae
Source: the annotation of a GenBank genome assembly
AUGUACGUACCUGUGGAGGAUUCGGAUUUCAUUGCGGCAAUUGAUCGAGCAGUUGGCGACGAUGUGGACGUCUUAUCCAUAUCUUUUGGAAUGGAUCAACCCCUGCUCUACGAGGACCCGAUUGCCUUGUCGACAUUCGCUGCCGCCAUUGAGAAGAACGUCUUCGUCGCCCUUGCCGUCGGGAACAACGGCCCAUCGUACCAAACCCUUAGAAACGGAUACCAUGGGUGCUGA